UUGUUCCGUUCUUCUGGGGACCCGAACAGUUGCAGUUCGAGCGCCGAUCGUGUUGGUUGUGGAUCGCUUUUCCGUUCGUCUCGGAUUUUCUUUGGGGGAAAUACUUAGUUAGGCAGAGCCAAAAGGCAGCGGAAUAAAUCUUGUGCGUGAUCCAAAAAUAACACCGUGAAACUAUCUGCAAAAGGGGGACAAAAACAGAACGCGUGCCAAGUGCUCGAGUAGAAAUGUUUACGCGAAGACGGCAUCCAAGUUAAUCAGUUCGAAGAAGAAAAGUUGCCGCAAAGUGAUUUAUUUUCAGUGUGGUGCAAUCGUUUGUGAAUGAAAAACAAUCAAGAAUAAAUAUCUUAAAAUUUUUGUGCACAUCCGCUGAAAGUGACAAACGUAAAUAAUAAAAUCAGCUGAGUCCUUCCGAGACCAUUGCCAAAAUAAUUUGCGCAUCUUCGAGCCAGAUCAAAGAUAUAACAAAUCAACCGCAAAUUGGUAAAGAAAAUAUUAAGAAAUUGACAACCCGAAAAAUGGCUGACGAUUCGAAAAUCAAACAACCCGUGAAAAUAUAUUUCCAAAGGAAAUUCCGUGCUUCGUUAAACAUCGAGGGUCAUUCAUAUUGUUUUUCUUUCGGCAUACAAAGUUCGGACGCACAAAAGCCGGAGAAACUUUUGUAGCCAAAUGAAAUGAAAUACGGCAAUGGGAGUGGGCUAGGACGGGAAACUAAGCGAACUGGACAAAGGAGCGUGCUAAACAUUGCAAGUAAAUAAGCUGGCGAAACUAUUUAAGGCGCUCAAAGCGAGUCCAUGUAAAUACGGAGCGUCGGAAAAAUGUGAGCAACUCGGUUGGACAUUUAAAAAGGAGGGAAACAAAAAGAAAAACUACAAUUAACGAAACAGGAAAACAGGAGCGCAGGCUAAGACAAACACGAAACACAAGCGGAAUGUGAAAAGUUUUCGGCCAACGCACAGUGUAGGGCCGAAAUUAAUAUUGAAAAUAGUGGGCGGAAACCAACGGAAGUGCCGAAGCCUCCGAACGGAAGACAAAGCCAUGAACUUUCGUUCGGCGGCAUUUUGGCUUUUUCUGCUGACAGUUGGUGGCAAUCACAGGCAAUUAAGCCCCGGCGGCUGCUGGGGCGUGGCAGCAGAAAUCACCCAGAAAGCAGCCAGCGAGUUGCAGCAAGGAAAUGAGCUGGAAAAUGCACUAAAAUUGCGUGCAACCCCAAAGCAGACGAGGUUUAUCGGCGACAUCACAACGACAUCGACGGAUGCCACUGCCGCCAAAUCAAUUGGCCAUCAGCCGAUGCGACGUGCCAAGGCCACCUCAACCGACCAGAAUUUGGAGCACCAUUUCAAACAGAGUGUGGUGCAGCUUUUCGACAGCGAUGAACGGUAUGAGUCCAGCGAAGCUGCAAUAACCGAGGGCGGUGACGAUGACGGCGCCACGGCCACAAUUUCAGCCGCGAAUUCGGCAGAAGCCACAACCACACAUCAUCCCGGGCGACGACAUGUGGUGCCCGACAAGCUCCAAUACACCAAGGAGAUCCAGGUGAAGCAGGGUCGGCUCAUGGGAAUUACCCGUCGCUUCCAGGUCACCAGUGGGCUGCGUCAGGUCGACCAGUUCCUGGGUCUGCCCUAUGCGGAGGCCCCCACCGGAAACCGACGCUUCAUGCCACCAGGUGCUCCUUUGCCGUGGCAAGGAUUGAAGAUAGCUCGCCACCUUCCGCCAGUGUGCCCACAAAAGCUGCCGGACCUGUCGCCCCAUGGAAGUGCGACCAUGUCCCGAGGUCGCUUCAAACACCUGACCCGUCUGUUGCCUUACCUGCGAAUAGAAAGCGAGGAUUGUCUGUACCUGAAUCUAUAUGUGCCGCAUGAAGAGACCCAAAGUACACCUAAAAAAUAUGCUGUUCUAGUUUACCUACAUGGUGAGUCCUUUGAGUGGAAUAGUGGAAAUCCCUACGAUGGCUCCGUUUUGGCCAGUUAUGGUGAAGUGAUUGUAGUCACUGUCAACUACCGAUUGGGUGUGCUGGGUUUUUUGCGCCCUAGCAUCGAUGCUCACAAUAUUGCCAACUACGCACUGCUGGAUCAGAUUGCGGCCCUCCAUUGGAUUAAGGAGAACAUAGACGCCUUCGGCGGAGAUAACUCGCGGGUCACUUUGAUGGGUCACAGCACUGGAGCGGCAUGUGUCAAUUAUCUAAUGGUGUCGCCGGUGGCCUCAGGCCUCUUCCACCGAGCCAUCCUUAUGUCCGGGUCGGCAAUGUCCGACUGGGCCGCCAGCAAUCAGUCCUUGCAACUGACCAUGCAAAUCGCCCACGCCCUCGACUGUCCCCUCCACGAGCAUGUGGAGGCGGAGGACGAUGAUGUCCUGCUGGAUUGUUUACGCCAUCGACGCUACCAGGAUAUCUUGCACAUACCAACAGCGCUCACACAAUUUUCAACAUCAUUGGGUCCAAUUGUCGAUGGACAUGUAAUACCAAAUCAACCGUACAAGGUCAUGGGGCAUUAUACGGAGCACUUCAGCCGUUAUGAUUUAUUAUUCGGCAUCACGGAGUCAGAAUCCUAUCACACACUGGCCGCAUUAGCACUCGCGGAAGGAUUACGUGAAAAUGAACGCGAUAAUUUAUUGCGCUUCUAUAUGCAGAGCCGCUUUGAUGUACGCCCCGAUUUGGCAUUGGCUGCCACGCUGAAGAAAUACCAGGACAUGUACAACAAUCCGAUUAAGGCCACUAAUUUGGAGCACCGUGACGUGGUACUGGACAUUCUGUCCGAUGCCCGGGUGGUGGGGCCGCUACUGCAGACGGGAACGUUCCACGCGGAUGUCAAUCGGCGCAAUUAUAUGUACGUAUUCGGCCAUAACAGCGCAACUGGACCUUAUGCCCACCUACCGCACAGCAUUAUGGGAGAGGAAUUGGCGUUCAUCUUCGGGGCUCCCCUGGCGCCCGCAGGUCCAUUUCCCAGCAACAACUACACGGUGCAGGAAAAGCUGCUUUCCGAGGCGGUAAUGGCAUAUUGGACGAAUUUCGCAAAGACUGGUAAUCCCAAGGCGCCCUGGAAGGGAACCUUUCUGAAUUCACAUGCCCUCGAGUGGGAUCGCUAUGAUUUGGACUGGCCGGAGUUCAACAGAAGGUCCCAGGCUUACUUGAAUAUAGGCAUUCCCCCAACUGUGGGCUUCAAGUACCGGCAAAUAUACAUGAAUUUCUGGAACAAGGAAUUGCCGGAUGAAAUCAAUCAAAUAGCUGCUAUUCAGGAACAGUUGCAUGGCCCCAGCCAUGAGGUCAUCACUGGACACAUGAGCAAGUAUGGCCCACGAGAUCAUGACUCCGAGGACCCAGUCAGAGUUCUUAAACAGCUCCUGCAGGAGCCCACCUUAGCCGGUCCAGAGUCCACGGAAACAGCGGCGGAGAAUAUGUACAAUGCCCCUCCCACUUUUGGACAUAUUCAUAAGAUACAGGGCGGAAGUGAUUUUGAAUUGAUAACUCCCCCCAGUUCAUUCGAUAAUGGGGACGAUCAGCAGAGAUCAGAGUCCCCAGAGACGGUGGCCAAGUCGGAGAUUACCCUACAGCUGCUUAUUGCUUUAAUUGCUAUAAUAAUUGCUCUGAAUGUAAUCAUCUAUGGCACCUUCUGGUUGCGCCAACGAAGGCGAAGGUCCAAAGCCUUGCCCUUUCCCGGUCCCAAGCUGGGUGGGCACAUUCUCAGCUACGAUGGCGCCAAUGAUGAGGAGCUGAAACGCUGCAGUAAGUCCCGCGAUGGCGACGACAGCUUUGUCCUGGAAGUGACAAGAAAAUCCAACACUUACGAAGCCAUCAAAACAGGUCAAAGGUCGCUGAGUUGUUCCACUGUGGAUACUCAUACGAAAGUGUGUGAAUGGAUGUCGGGCCAGGAGGCGCCCAAGGCUGGAAGUUUUGCCACAGCUACACCCCCGCCCCAUCAGCCCAUUUUGGCGGAUGGCAGGCUCAUCAUUUGCCAGGAUAUCGAGGUGGCCGACGCAGCUCUACUCAUUCCACAACACAUGCACGAGCCACAACACUACGAAAUGCUGCUCCAGCGCCAGCAUUCGGCUCUUACGGAGCCCAGUGAGGAUGUCCUGCAGCCCCAGUAUCCUACGCGGAGCCACGCCCACUCCCACUCGGAUCCAGUGGAUAUGAUCCUGGCCGCCGAUGAACAGGUGACCAGUUUUGUUCAUGCCGACGAUGUGGAUAUAAAUGUGACAAGUAGGGAUGAUCCGGGAGUCCUCGAAAUUAUACCACUGACAGCCGCGCAGCAACUGGAACUAUUGCGACAACGCAACUACCCGAAGGUCCUGCCUACGGAGCAGGACUUUCUGGACACCAGCUACAAGCGGAACUCACUGCCGCCGCAGAACUAUAAUGCUCCCCAACCGCCGCCCAGGACCAUCAGCAGUACCUUGGGUCGUCGGCGAAGGGAUAGCAGCAAUGUGACCACGUCGCCCCUCCAACUUGCCCAGGACAUUAGUGCGGAUGACGAGGACAACCUGCGGGAGCCGCAAAUCACGCAAAACACUUUGAUAGUGGGACCCAUUGUGCCCAAGUCGCCGGCCACAUCGUUAAAGAGGCGCAAGGAUAAGGAGCCUGCGGCGGCGGCCAUGACAGCGUUGAGCGGAUCCUUCCAGUCCUUCGAGUCUGUGCCGCCGGCUCAUGAGACAACACCGCCCCAGGGCGAACGCACCGAGUGCAUUUAUGCCAUUCAGGCUUCCCCCGCCAGUCCGACCACACCUGUGAGCCCUGGAAGCUCCAGCUGGUCGGCGCCCAAUGGCGAUUUGUAUGCUCAGCCCGUGAAAUCGCCCUCAAGGACCUCGCUCAUCCCACGCCCCACCCACUCGCUGCAGGUUGCUACCUCACAGGCUCCGCAAACGGGUGAUGGUGUCCCCGGGGCAAUACCAAGCCGCAUUCCCCAACUGCAUCGUCAGGCUUCCGGGAAGGACUUGCAGGCAACGUUGCAGGCAGCAUUCACGGAAAACACCGCAAAUCCUUCGGGAUGCCAGCAACGAACUGAUUCCACAAUAUCGUCGGGUUCGUCGGCAUCCAAUGACUCAUCCACCAGCUCAUCCACAGGAUCCUCGUCCUCCUCGUCCACCGGAACCGUACGCACCGAGCUGCAGCAGUUCCAGCCGCUGCCCGGCCGAAGUAUUACAACCAAUAUAUAGAGGAACUUUCCGAGAAACGGACGAGAAUUUUCUCCAAGGACGAACGGGGAAUUACCCGCUGCGUCCGCAAUGCGGCGACAGGCAGAUGCCUGCCAAAUCCUCUCCAGGAUUCUUGGGUCGGAAUUUUAUGGAGCCAGAGCCAGAGCCAAAGCUAGUGCCGGAGCCAGAGCCAGCGUAAAUUUAAUAAUACAUUUCGGUGUAAAGUUUAUCUUUGACGCGGCGGUUGGUUCGGAUUGCUCUGGCUUUCUGGAGUUUCUGCGGGUAAACUUUCCGCCAGCGUAAAUUAGUUAAGAAAAUUUCAGUUUAGGUUUCCUGAAGAUUGCAGCAAAGGUUAGAAGUAUCAAAAUAAGAAAAUGAUUUUGAAUGGAAAUUUAAAUAAUAUUAGAAAGUUGAGAGGGAAAUUUUUUUUAAGAGAAAAGUUCAGUUUUAAUGAUUGAAAUUAUAUUAUCAAACAUCUAAAUGACUUUUAAACUAUCAUUAAGUUUUCAAAGCAACAAAGUCUAUUUUUACACUUUAGUUAUUGUAAGAUUCAAAUAUUUAACCAUUCAUUAUUAUUGACCAAAGAAACUUAGAUACAAGGGAAUUAAAUUGUUUGUAAAGAAACAUUUUUGCUUGUGCGAAAAUCCCCGAAAAGAGUAUUAUAAGAGAAAUGUUUGUAUUCUCUUCAGUUUUAAUAAGUCUAACCGUAAGAUACCAUAACAAUUGAAGUGGAAUAUGUACAUACUAUACAAUGAGUAAAAUGGAAAAUCACAUCGAUGAAAGAAA
This is a messenger RNA of Drosophila ananassae, 5913 nucleotides long. Its product is annotated as neuroligin-4, X-linked. Lineage: Eukaryota; Metazoa; Arthropoda; Insecta; Diptera; Drosophilidae. Gene Ontology annotation, molecular function: signaling receptor activity; neurexin family protein binding. Gene Ontology annotation, biological process: presynaptic membrane assembly; neuron cell-cell adhesion; modulation of chemical synaptic transmission. Gene Ontology annotation, cellular component: postsynaptic membrane; synapse; cell surface. The transcript is spliced from 12 exons. The record is from RefSeq and is a predicted model, not a curated record. Bases 1036 to 5148 code for a protein of 1370 amino acids.